Molecule: messenger RNA, 2857 nt
Organism: Frankliniella occidentalis (western flower thrips)
Lineage: Eukaryota; Metazoa; Arthropoda; Insecta; Thysanoptera; Thripidae
Gene: Cdc5
Product: cell division cycle 5-like protein
Exons: 13
Coding region: 345-2723 (792 amino acids)
Biological process (GO): mRNA splicing, via spliceosome; regulation of transcription by RNA polymerase II
Cellular component (GO): spliceosomal complex; Prp19 complex
Molecular function (GO): DNA-binding transcription factor activity, RNA polymerase II-specific; RNA polymerase II transcription regulatory region sequence-specific DNA binding
Source: RefSeq, a predicted model, not a curated record
CUCACUUUCACACAACCACUGUCUCCAGCAGCAGCAGCCGAGAAGCUGAAGCUGCUCGAUUUCAGAACUUCGUCUGUUGCCAACAACACGGUAACAGAAGGCUCAUCUGCGUGCUUUCCCGACGCGUGUUUCGAAGUGUUUGAGGUGGCAAACUUGUCGUAAACAGAUGAAUGACGGUAAAUACAAUUCUGCUGGAGAAGUCGGGGGUCAAGUUGCGGUGUUGUUUGUGCGUUGAGCAACCGAAAACUCUGCCGGUUUGAGUAUUUGUGCUGAAUUAGAGACGCCUUUGAUUUGGGUCAAAUUAAUUUUAGUACCGUUGAAGAAAAUCCACAACUUUUUUCACCAUGCCGCGAAUCAUGAUCAAAGGAGGAGUAUGGAGGAAUACGGAGGAUGAAAUUCUUAAAGCAGCUGUUAUGAAAUAUGGCAAAAAUCAAUGGUCUCGUAUAGCUUCCUUACUUCAUAGAAAGUCAGCAAAACAGUGUAAGGCCCGUUGGUUUGAGUGGUUGGACCCUAGUAUUAAAAAGACUGAAUGGAGCAGAGAAGAAGAUGAAAAGUUACUCCACCUGGCAAAGUUGAUGCCAACUCAGUGGAGAACAAUUGCCCCAAUUAUUGGCCGAACAGCUGCCCAGUGCUUGGAAAGAUACGAAUACCUUCUAGAUCAGGCACAAAAGAAAGAAGAUGGGGACGAAACUGAAGAUCCUCGAAAGCUCAAGCCAGGGGAAAUUGAUCCAAAUCCUGAAACCAAGCCAGCUCGUCCUGAUCCAAAGGAUAUGGAUGAAGAUGAACUGGAAAUGCUUUCUGAGGCAAGAGCUCGUCUUGCCAACACACAGGGCAAAAAAGCAAAGCGCAAGGCCCGUGAAAAGCAGUUAGAAGAAGCAAGGAGACUCGCUGCAUUGCAGAAACGGCGUGAGCUUCGAGCUGCUGGAAUAAAAUUGGCACCAAGGCAUCGCAAAAAGCGUGGUGUUGAUUACAAUCGUGAAAUUCCAUUUGAAAAGAAACCAGCACAGGGUUUCUAUGACACCUCUGAAGAAGUUGUUGAUCCCAUGGCACCUAAUUUUGGCCGUCUCAGACAACAACAUUUGGAUGGUGACCUGCGAUCUGAGAAAGAAGAGAAAGAGCGAAGGAAAGAUAAGCAAAAGCAGAAAAAUCGCAAAGAAAAUGAUGUCCCAGGUUCUAUGUUGGCUGGUCAAGAACCAGCUCGCAAACGGUCUAAACUGGUUCUUCCUGAGCCUCAAAUCUCCGAUGCUGAGCUUCAGCAGGUUGUCAAGUUGGGACGUGCAAGUGAAGUGGCACGGGAUGUAGCAACCGAGUCUGGCACAGGCCUUGCCUCAGAUGCUCUUUUGGCUGACUAUUCUAUCUCAACAGCUGGAGCAAUACGCACACCGAGAACACCUGCUCCAGCCACAGAUCGUAUCCUUCAGGAAGCACAGAACAUGAUGGCUUUAACACAUGUAGACACCCCCUUGAAAGGAGGAACAAACACUGAAAUAAUGAAUUCAGAUUUUAGUGGGGUAACUCCAUCAAGGGAAGUGUCAGCAACACCUAACACAGUGUUGACCACGCCUUUCCGGUCAGCUCAUGGCCAAGAUGGUAGUGCUACUCCUGGCUUUGGAACUCCUGGGUCACAGCAAGGCGGUCCUGGAAUGGCAACUCCCACACCCUUGAGAGACAAACUGAACAUUAAUCCUGAAGAUGGUUUCAGUGUUGGAGAUACACCUCAAGCCCUCAAACAAUACCAGCGAGAAAUGAAAGCUCAGUUAAGCGCUCAGUUGAGUUCCCUGCCAGCUCCUCGCAACGACUAUGAGAUUGUGGUACCAGACCAGGGUGAUGAUGACAUGGAUGGUUCAGGAGGUCCGUCAGGCCCUCAGGUUGAGGACCAGGCUGAUGUGGACUCACGUCGGGAGGCUGAGUUACGAGAGAAGGCUGCCAGAGAGCUACGUCUGAGGUCUCAGGUGGUGCAGCGUGAUCUGCCUAGACCUAUCAAUAUCAAUAGCGGGGUUCUACGAACCACUGCCUCUGAUGGACAACAAAAUGAACUUCAAAAGGCGGAGGAGCUUAUCAAGAAGGAAAUGGUUACCAUGCUUCAUUAUGAUGCUGCAUACCCUAUCCCUGGUCAAAGUCAUAAUGAAAAUCCAGCUAGCCAUUUAACAUACCUUGAUCAACAUUCUUAUGAUACUUUCUCUCAAGAUGCUUUAGAUGAGGCUAAAUCAUUACUUCACGAAGAAAUGGAAACUGUUAAAAAUGGCAUGGGCCAUGGUGAAGUGUCAGUUGAGGCAUAUUCACAAGUGUGGCAAGAGUGUUUGUCGCAGGUUCUGUACAUGCCCAAUCAAGGAAGGUAUACUCGUGCAAGUUUGGCCACAAAGAAAGAGCGUUUAGAAUCACUUGAGAAACGUUUAGAACAGAAUCGUGGUCACAUGACCAAGGAGGCAAAGCGUGCUGCCAAAAUGGAGAAAAAGCUAAAAGUGCUGACUGGAGGAUAUCAGUCAAGGGCUCAAGUGCUGGUUAAACAACUUCAAGAACUUUAUGAACAGCUUGAACAGGCAGACAUGGAACUCUCUACUUUUAAAUUCCUCCAACAACAGGAGAUUGCGGCCAUUCCAAGAAGACUGGAGUCCAUCACUGAGGAUGUCAACCGUCAGAAAGAGAGAGAAUAUGCACUCCAAGAGCGUUAUGGAGAAUUAGUAAAAGCACUGGAGGACUUGAGAGAUGAACUAGACUUUUGAAAUCACUUAGUAGGUUUAUUAAUUCCAGCUUGUCAUUUUAUCUCUGAGAAAAAUACACACACAUUCUUUUGACAAUUCAUUUUAUGUAGAUACAUGUACAGUAUUGAUGAAAUAGAUUUCCUCAAACAAAAUCA